This is a messenger RNA of Athalia rosae (coleseed sawfly), 1486 nucleotides long. RefSeq lists its product as uncharacterized. Bases 313 to 1209 code for a protein of 298 amino acids. The record is from RefSeq and is a predicted model, not a curated record. NCBI's taxonomy places the organism in Eukaryota, Metazoa, Arthropoda, Insecta, Hymenoptera, Athaliidae. The transcript is spliced from 2 exons.
ACCUGUGACCCACACAUCGCCGCACGACGUAAACAUUGUGAAGCCAUUUAUGCCGGUCAGUAUACAUAUUACGGUGUGUCGCCUAAAAAAUUUUCGCAAAAUUUCCGACCAAUCGAUAAAGAUUUAGAGAUGGCUACAACAGAGUGUAUGAUUGCCAUUCAAAUAUCACACUCAAAUUUAUUUUUUCAUAAUCUGGCCGCAAAACUUUCAUCUCAAUUAAACUUAAGACUGUUUUGUUGACUCAAAAGAGAAGUUAGUAAAAAAAAUAUAUAUAUAUUUUUUUUCAAAACACCCUAGUAUACCUCAUUAUGUAUGCUUAUUUUCUAUUUUGUGUCACUUGUACAGGCUUCAAGGUUUGCUGCCGGAAAAUAUUCUUUCACGAAUACUUGCGCGUUCGAUAGCGCGACGAACGUAAUACUUGUCGCUGCGUUUGAUAGACCACAAGUGAGGAAAGCCGUGGAGGAUCUUAAGGACAAUAAUCCGAUCUUUAACUUGAUAGUGGACAUAAUGACCAAGGGUCUACGCGCUUACUCUUACCAACUGAGGGCACAAAUACUACUCGAUUUCCACGAAUCUGUCAGAAGGGUAAAAAAUUGUCACUUGGUCGACUGCGAGUCGAACGUCUGUCCAGUGUUAGCUAAGGCAUUCAUAAACACACCAAGCCUUCGUGAGAUAUCGCUGUGCGCCAAAGGAUGUCAAUACGUAGAUAAAUCGCUACGAACGAUCAGCGUUAAUCGAGACCAUCUGAUGCGGCAUCAAGAUUUUGAUAACGUACUACAUAAAAUUUUGAGUAGUCGUGGUAGAGGCUAUUGUGUGAAGUGUCGAGCACCCACGGACCACGUUAUCACCGCUACGGGUCUUUUCAUGAUCAUGGAAACGGAUGAUGUUGGAGUUUUAAUGUUGGAUCAAAUCCCGAAGAGUUGCUGUGAUCCGUUAAGCAAUGGAAAGUCUCGUUACAGACUUAUCGGUAUCAUAGAUUUUACGCCUCCAAGGACAGCAACCCGAUCUGUGGUCGAUAAUAACCCAGGGCUAGGGCACUAUACGACAAUUUCGUUGAGGCCACCGAGCUCGUAUUUCAAAUUCGACGACACGAGAGCCAAUUCUGCGCCCGUAAUCAUCAAGCCAGACCUCACGCGCUUGUUUGGUUUAAAUUCGACGAGUGAACCUGUGAAAGAUAUAAAAAAAAAAAGAUUAAUUUUUAUAAGAUAAAAUAAUUAUGAGUUAUUAAGUUUGAAAUGUUUAAAAUAUGAAGUACUAUUCUAUACAGUAGAUUUUGUUGGAAAUAGAAAAAAAAACUAUUUUCUUACCGAUUCCUCCAGUUUUAUUCCUAUCGGACUUCAGGUAUCAAUUUUUUUUUUCUUGGGACGCUGGUCUUCUGCUACAGACCGGCGCUGCCGUACCUUUACAUCAGUGGCUAUGCUUUAUUUGCAACAUAAUUAUUACCGUGGAAAAUGACUAAACUCGCUACUAUGAGAUGAAUAAAUAG